AUGAAGAUAUUGAAGUGUACUGGGCCUAAGACGGAGCCUUGCGGUACCCCACUGCUUCUCUCCAUGUGGAGGUAGUACCAUUGAGCCUGAAGCCGAUGAGAAUUGAACUGCCAUACUGCUGGCAGCCGGCAGUCAGCAGAAGUAGCCUGCAGUAUUGCAUUCUAACCAUUGCAGCACCAGGUCUGUAAAGGACAUUCAUUCAGCUGCUAGGAACUCUGUAAGGUCCUCCUGCAUUUGGCUUCCCAAGCCACAGAAUGUCUAGUUGCCAACACAGCUUUGUUUCAGGGGCUGCCAAGUCUUUAUGAGCAAGUCACACAGGAAAUCGGCAACCCAGAGAAAAGGCACUGAGCUGCCCACCAACUGCUUGCCUGUGCUUGGAUGUCUGGGCGAUCUGUGCUCUGAGGCUUUCCCUGCUGUUGCUAAGCAGCUCCAGACCAAGACACUCAGAUAGCAACAGCCCGGAGCCCAUCUCUGGCUGGGUCUCUGUCCAACAUUUUGACAGGUAAGAAUUUAACCACCGUUGUGGUUAAUUGCAAGUCCCAAGAUCUGCUCCACACACCACCACCAUUGACCGACUGCCAUAUUACAAUAAUGGCUUCUUGGCUAAGGGCCAACCAGGAAGAGUAUUUCUCAUACGCACAUCAAACGAGGCUGGCAGAACUCCAUGCAAUUUACUCAGCAUGCCUGUUUUUUUCUCUCCAUUGAAAUGAAGACAACCCUUUCCUCUUGUCCAUGGGCUCAGGAAAGGAGACCAAGGGUCAAGGCAAGCGGCAUUCCUGCCAAGCAGAGGCCUGCCCUUUCCUGCAGUAGUUUUUAGACUCAGUCUGCCCCGGGUUUGAGGAAUCCUCAGCCUGGAACCAGGAGCAAUGGAACACUUUCUGGGCAUGGGAGAUGGCUGGGGCCAGCAGGAAAACGCAGGUGCACCAAGCGCAGAAUUGCCAGAAAUCCUGUGAGCUUCAACAUAGCCGUCGGUUGGUUUGCUUGCUGGCCCCCUCCCGAGAAAGAGGGGCAGGGGUGUAUCCGACCCCCACCGUCCCACAUCUUCUGACACCGGCAGCAGCGACUUCGUUCAGAGCCGGCAACUCAUUAGCUGCAGCUGCCCCACUCAGCAGCCGAGCGGGCGUGCUCGGUUGCGGAGACCGCGCGGGAGCGUCAGGAGGAAAGGAGCCGCGAGAGAGUGCGUAGCGCCGGCUGACGAUGCCGCGCGUGUGACGAGCCGGCAGGAGGAGCCUCUCCGGGCGAGCGCAUGGCCAGCCUCGCCUACCAACCCGGGCGCGCAGGGGAGGCGCGGCCGCGAACGGUGGCCGUCGGGCCAGGUAAAAGCGCGCGGCCAGAGGGGCGUCGCGGCGGCAAUCCGCCUUCGCCCAGAAUUGCGCAGACACCGCCUGUCAUCCCGGUCGCAGAUCAGCCUUCGCGGAGGAGACGGAGGAGCCGCCAAGAGCGGAGGGCUUCCCGGCCGGCGCGCCGGAGCUCGACGUAGGCGAGCGACCUGGUCUUGCUCACUCUCCGGGGCGGGGGUGAGGACGAUUGUCGCUGGCAAGGGGCCGGCGGCAGGCAGGUCGAGCCCCUUCCCAACCGAUGGCAGGCCUCAAGGGAGAAUGACUUCCUCCAAGACCACUAGAACUGCUGGGUUAGCAGAGAAAAUGCAAGUUUGUGUAGAAGACUUAUCACAUCAAGUUCAUCCAACAGGAAGGAGCUUCUGAAGGAAGUAGAUGCAUGGCUGGAGCUCAUUUAGCAGUGAACUUAAGGAAUACUUUAAAAGUGCCCUCUAUCUCUUACCAUGGAAAAGUGGGUUUUCUGCCUUCUGGUUAUGAGCACCAUGGCUAUGAGGGUCCUGAUGUGUCCCAUGCGCUGCAGCUGCCAGACGGUGUCCCCCUCUUUCACCAUUCUCUGCACAAAGAACGGGCUGCUCUUUGUCCCUCCUGCCAUUGACCGACGGACAGCAGAACUCCGACUGAUGGAUAAUUUCAUCACGAGUUUGCGAAGGAAGGAUUUUGCAAACAUGACAGACCUGAUCCAUUUAACGCUAUCACGAAACACAAUCAGUCAUAUUAUGCCUUAUGCAUUUUUUGAUCUUAAAGGCCUUCAUGCAUUACACCUGGAUAGUAACCGACUCACCUAUAUUGAUGAGGAUCACUUCAAAGGGUUGAUCAACCUUCGCCACUUAAUUCUCAGUAACAACCAGUUACAUUAUAUUUCAUCUGGAUCUUUUGAUGAUUUUAUUGACAUAAUUGAGGAUCUGGAUCUAUCCUAUAACAAUCUUGUUAAUGUCCCCUGGGAAACUGUUGGGAAGCUUUCAAAUGCCAAUACUAUUAGUUUGGAUCAUAACCUCAUAGAUUUUGUUCCUGAAGGCAUCUUCUCUGAUCUCCACAAACUGGCUCGGCUGGACAUGACUUCUAACCAGCUCAGGAAGAUCCCUCCAGACCCUCUUUUCUCCCGCAUCCCUGUCUACGCCAAGCCCAAGGGCACCCCCCUGUCCUCUUUGGUCCUGAGCUUUGGAGGGAACCCGCUACACUGCAAUUGUGAGCUAGUGUGGCUGCGACGCCUGACUAGGGAAGAUGACCUGGAAACCUGUGCCUCCCCACCCGAGCUGAUGGGCAAGUACUUCUGGUCCAUUAAGGAGGAGGAGUUUGUUUGCGAACCACCAAUGAUCACUCGCAGAACGGCAAAGCAAAUGAUCAUGGAAGGACAGAGCGUUUCCUUGAAGUGUAGAGCAGUAGGUGAUCCAGAACCAUACGUGCGCUGGAUUUCACCAGGAGGAAAAUUGGUCUCCAACACUUCUCGAACAAUUUCCUAUGAGAAUGGGACUUUGGACAUUUUAGAGACUUCCAUGGAAGAGCAUGGCAUGUAUACUUGUAUAGCAUCCAACGCUGCAGGGGAGUCCACUGCACCAGUUGAACUUCUGGUCAGCCCAUAUCCUCAUCUCGCUAACAGCACAAACUCUGGCAAAGAAGCUGAGACGGGCCCAUCGGAUAUCCUCAUCUCGGCCAAAUCCAGCUUCUCUAAUGAAACCAAAUCUCGCCAAGAGAGGAAAGUGGCCAUUGCUGAGCUGACCUCAUCCUCUGCCCUCAUCCAGUGGCCUUCACAGCACCAUAGUCCUGGGAUGAGAAUGUUCCAGAUCCAGUACAACAGUUCUGCUGAUGACAUCCUGGUGUACAGGAUGAUCCCAGCUUCUAGCAAGUCUUUCUUCCUGACUGACCUGGUUGCUGGGCGGGACUAUGACCUGUGUGUCCUUGCUGUUUAUGAUGAUGGUGUCACUUCUCUGACAGCAACCCUCGUGGUAGGGUGUGUGCAGUUCUCCACGGAGGAGGCAUACCAGCAGUGUCAGUCCCUCCAUGCACAGUUUCUUGGUGGAACUAUGAUUAUUAUCAUUGGAGGCAUCAUUGUGGCGUCUGUCCUUGUUUUUAUCUUUAUACUUCUGCUGAAAUACAAAGUUUACAUCAACCAUCACAAAACCAAAAAUCCUGAAGUGAAUAAUGUUUGCUCUCAAACCAACGGUGGUCAAAGUAACUCUCUGGUACAUUCCAGUUCCAAACUGGCUGAAUGGAUCCAGCAAGAACGUUCAAGCUCACCAUUCAGAGGCAAAACUAUACUAGACUUUGACUAUGAACGAGCAGUCUCUACAGAAGUGUCUGUUUUAAGAAAUGAAGUCUUUCCUUAAUAGUUAUGCUGGUCCCAGGCAAGAAGCACUAAAAAAUAACUAAUGUAGUUGUAUUUUAAGCUUCACUGUCUAUUUUUAAGAUCAGAUGGUUUUAAACACUAUUUUUUUAAUCUGUAAAAGUUCUUGCAUUCCUAACUAUUUUUGUUGCACUAUAUUAAAUAUAAAAUGUGUGAUUUU
Molecule: messenger RNA, 3838 nt
Organism: Crotalus tigris (Tiger rattlesnake)
Lineage: Eukaryota; Metazoa; Chordata; Lepidosauria; Squamata; Viperidae
Product: leucine-rich repeat and fibronectin type III domain-containing protein 1-like protein
Exons: 4
Coding region: 1781-3661 (626 amino acids)
Molecular function (GO): protein binding
Source: RefSeq, a predicted model, not a curated record